UUUGGAGUUUCUGGUUCAAAUAAUGAUAUCAGCGUGUUAGAUCGUUCUCCAGUGUUUGAUGAUAUUCUAAAUGACCGUGCUCCGGAGGCCACAUUUGUCAAAUCAAUCUCAAAGCCACAAGGUGAGAAACGCAAGUUAUUUGCACAAUACCAAGAAAGACAAAGAAAAGAUGUGGAACGAGCAUUCGGAGUGUUGCAAGCACGCUUUGCAAUUAUACGUGGUCCAGCUCGUUUUUGGGAAAAGAAAAAGCUUGCCAACAUAAUGAGAGCUUGUAUUAUAUUGCAUAAUAUGAUUGUUGAGGAUGAAAGAGACAGCUAUGCAGGAAAUUUUGCUCAAGGCUUAGAGUAUGAUGAUGUUGAAAAUGGCUUAUCACAACCUCAGCUGGGAGAGGAAGAUUUUGCACCAAACCAUCAAUUUCUCCAAAGAAAUGCCCAACUUCGAAAUAGGCAGCAGCAUAGACAAUUGAAGGAGGACUUGAUUGAACACAUAUGGCAAUUUCACAAUGCUUGUCGUCAACUAUAG
Arachis stenosperma is the source of this 522-nucleotide messenger RNA. RefSeq lists its product as uncharacterized. NCBI's taxonomy places the organism in Eukaryota, Viridiplantae, Streptophyta, Magnoliopsida, Fabales, Fabaceae. The transcript has 2 exons. The record is from RefSeq and is a predicted model, not a curated record. The annotation marks the transcript as partial.